CAUCCCUAAUUCGAAUACACGUGCGGCUUAACAAUUAUUCUGUGCGGCUGGAAUUUCUAUUUAACUUAGAUUCCAAAGAAAAUUGAUACAUUUCUGUACCGCGUAGCUGUUCCUUGAUUGCCGAAAUGAGUGACGAUGAGUCAUCUGAUGGUUUGGAGGAGCUGAAAGAGCUGAUGGCCGUUUACGCCAAGCAUGAAAACAAGUCGGACACAACUCGGACGACGGCGUCUGAUAAAAAAGACGCAGUGGAAGCCACGUAUGUGGAGGUGCCAACGGAAAAGGUGGUAUUCGGCGACAUGAAGACGUUUCUCUCCAACUUGGCCAAGUCAGUGGGCAAGAAGCGCGCCAAGCGCGAAGGCGAAAGCAAAACAGUCGCCACUGAUAACUAUGAUGAAGACGAGCAAGAGGAAUCUGCCAAGAAACCGAAACCGGCGUGGACAGAUUCCGAUGACGAGGACAUUCAGUUGGGUGAUAUUAAGCGUGCAACAAGGCACACAGGACCCCUGACACACUUGCGCAAGGACAAAUCUUACAAGGAGUAUCUCACGGCACGCUUCCAACGCACCGUCAGUCAGCCAAAAUGGGCAACGCUCGGGACGAAAACGGAGCACGCCGAUUCCGACGGUGCUGACGACGCCUCCGAGGAAGAGCCGCUGCUGAAGACCGUUGGCUUCAUCGACCACAAGGCCAAGUCGCGCGGUCUGCGACCCACAAACUUGCAAUUCAAGCGGGCUCGCGAUCUAAAUCGAGCCACAUACAGCGAAGGCGUCGUCUCCAGCAUUCAGUUCCAUCCGACGAGCACAGCGGCCCUGGUCGCCGGCGAGAGUUGUCUGGCGACCAUCUACAGCGUCGACGGAGUGAAGAACGAGAAGCUCCACAGCAUACGCUUCCACAAGUUCCCGCUGACCUGUGCACGGAUUGCGCCCUGCGGUACGCGUGCCUUCUUUGGGUCAGUGCGACCCUUCUACUAUUCCUACGAUCUGCUCGAGGCCAAGGAGACCAAACUGAAAUUGCCCUCCAAGACGAGCUGUAUGCGUGUGUUCGAGGUCUCCCCAUGCGGCAAAUAUAUCGUGACAGCUGGCAAAUUCGGAGCGAUCCAUCUGCUGACGUCGCACACCAAUGAGCUGCUGCACAGCUUCAAGCAGGAGGGUCCGCUGAUGGACAUGUGCUUUACGGCGGAUUCGCAGCGACUGCUCUGCGUCGGCUCCAAUUGCAAUGUGAAUGUUUUGUCGCUGCGCCAGAAUCGCAUUGAGCACAGCUUCAUCGAUGAUGGCUGCGUCCAAGGCAAAUCCAUUCAGCUGUCGCCCAAUCAACGACUCCUGGCCACCGGCAGCAAUGAGGGCGUUGUCAAUCUGUACGACUACGAGAGCAUCUACAAGUCGGGAGCACCGCAGCCGGAGAAGCGUUUCAUGAAUCUGCGCACAGCAAUCACCGACCUUCAAUUCAAUCACACAUCCGAGCUGCUCGCGAUGGGCUCGCGCCUCGUGCCCAACGCCAUAAAGGUGGCCCAUUUCCCCACCGCAACGGUCUAUGCCAACUUUCCCAAUCAACAGGAGAAUGUGGGCUAUGUGAACACCAUGGCAUUCUCGCCAAACAGCGGCUAUUUCGCUAUCGGCAGCAAGGGCAAAAAAGCGCCACUCUUUAGACUUAAACACUUCAAAAACUAUUGAAUAAUGGAUUUGUAAGCAGAACGUUUUUAAAUGGUAUCAAAAAUAUAAUCUAAAAUGUU
Messenger RNA from Drosophila grimshawi, 1729 nucleotides. RefSeq names its product U3 small nucleolar RNA-associated protein 18 homolog (gene wcd). Gene Ontology annotation, cellular component: small-subunit processome; Pwp2p-containing subcomplex of 90S preribosome. Gene Ontology annotation, molecular function: protein binding. Lineage: Eukaryota; Metazoa; Arthropoda; Insecta; Diptera; Drosophilidae. The record is from RefSeq and is a predicted model, not a curated record. The transcript has a single exon. Bases 126 to 1670 code for a protein of 514 amino acids. Gene Ontology annotation, biological process: rRNA processing.